Cydia fagiglandana is the source of this 777-nucleotide messenger RNA. Its product is annotated as pupal cuticle protein C1B-like. NCBI's taxonomy places the organism in Eukaryota, Metazoa, Arthropoda, Insecta, Lepidoptera, Tortricidae. The transcript has 2 exons. Bases 34 to 687 code for a protein of 217 amino acids. The record is from RefSeq and is a predicted model, not a curated record.
AAAAAGUAUUCCGACAAGAACACUCAUACAAACAUGUACGCCAAGAUCGUAGUUGUCCUGUGCGCCGCGGGCAUCGCCUCCGCCGGCAACCUGCUGCACGCGGCGGCUCCCGUAGCGUACGCCGCUCCCGUCUCCUCGGUGUCAUACGCCACGCACACGGCGCACACCGGCCCCGUCGCCACGUACGCGGCUGCCCCCGUUGCGUCAUACGCUGCGGCUCCCGUCGCGUCAUACGCCGCCGCCCCCGUUGCCACCUACGCCGCCGCCCCCGUCGUCAAAUCCAUCUCUCCUGCCGUCUCCUACCAGAGCAUCUCAACCCACUCCGCUCCCGUCGCGUACGCCGCUCCCGCUGUGGCGCAUUACGCCGCUGCCCCGGUUGUACACAAGACCCUUGCGCCUGUGGCAACUUACGCCGCCGCCCCAGUUGUACACAAGACCAUCGCCCCUGUAGCCACUUAUGCCGCUGCCCCGGUUGUGCACAAGACGAUCGCCGCGCCCGCCUACUCUGCUUACCACUCUGCCCCCGUGGCUUACGCUCCCGCUCCCGCCGUGCACGCCUACCAGGCUGCCCCCGUAGCCACUUACGCCGCCGCCGCUCCCGUAGUCAAGACCGCUGUCACCUACUCCGCUGCCCCAGCUGUCUCCCAUGUCUCUUAUUCCAGCGCCUACGGCAACUACGGCUGGUAAACUAAGUUAAAACUGGUUGCGUUUUAUUAUUUAUUUUUUCAGUUUUAUAUCUAACUUUUGUAAAUACGCAAAUAUAAAAAGUGAAAAAUA